Molecule: messenger RNA, 4713 nt
Organism: Trematomus bernacchii (emerald rockcod)
Lineage: Eukaryota; Metazoa; Chordata; Actinopteri; Perciformes; Nototheniidae
Exons: 7
Coding region: 209-4294 (1361 amino acids)
Biological process (GO): positive regulation of transcription elongation by RNA polymerase II
Molecular function (GO): protein binding
Source: RefSeq, a predicted model, not a curated record
AUUUCACAGAGCGGCUAGUAGGUGGCGCUUUGAGAUUAAGACGCAACACCUUUACAGUCUAUGCGCAACACAACAGAUGCGACGGUAGGAACCGUGUUAGUUUAUACAUGUAAAGCUUCUUCUCCUUUGGAAGUGCAAAUACACUGAAGUAACCCAAAAUACCUCUGCUCGUGCAAUUCGUGUAGAAUGCUACAGUACCCAUGUGGACAUGCAGCGGUACAAGUGGCCAGAUUAUGAGAUGAAGCUUCGAGAGGAGCUGCAGAAACAGCAACACAAUGCCCGAUUCUGUGAUACCUUGCUGCAAACUGAGGGUAUCUCAGUCCCAACCCACAGUUGCAUCCUUGCAGCGCUGAGUCCUUACCUGUCUGAGAAGCUGUCAGCCUCCAUGUCUCCUCCAAGGGGCCAGAAGCGGCAGCUCCGGCUCCAGGCCCUGAAGGGCCAGACGCUGCUGAAGCUGGUUAGCCUUCUGUACUCAGGGGAGCUGGAGGUUAAAGGAGGUGUAGAGCAGGAGGACGUGCUGUCUGUAGCCCGAAAGUUUGGGAUCACAGACCUUGUUCAAGGACUGGAACAUUUGGAGGAAAAACAGAGGAAUGAAAGCAGAACAAUGCAGGAUGCACAAGUUCAGAAUGAGAUGGCUGAGAGGAGAGACCAAGAAUCUCCAUCCAGAAUGGGAAAAUGUGUAUCCAUAGGCACGCAAACUGCUGAAAAUAUAGUGGGAGGUUAUUUUACGCAGUCAACCCAAACUGAACAUCCAACCCCAGGGCCUUUAUCCUCUCGAGUUCAAAGUAUGGAUUUCUCACUCCAAUCUCAAAACAUCACACUUGAUAAACAUUUUCGUUCUACUUCCUGCCCACAUAUUCCCACUAUGCACAAUCAAACACAGAGCAAUGGAGAGUCUACGUUAGACUGCCCCUCUGACAGUGAAGAAAAUCCCACGCCGGCUUUGUCCAGCAACGUUGUGACCUUUCCUAUUUCACUUAAUGUUGACUCAAUCUCCCUAACACCUCAGGAAGUGGCCGCCCACCAGCAGUCAUCUAAAUGUGAGAACACCCUACAAGUGCUGGCUAAGGAAGGGACUAAGAAAGGAUCGGAAGAUGGAAAAACAAAUGGCAAAAGAGCUGACAAUAAAGAAAAUGCGGAGCAGCCGAGCCACAGAGAUGAGAUGAUAAGACAGGGUAAAGGAAAGUCUACACUGAAGAGACUUGCACAUGUAGCCAGUAAGAGCAUGUCUAAGAUGAAGCAGGUGUACCACAUGAUGGAGACCACACAGAUUUCUAUUAAGGUGAAGCUGAAGAGGAAUAUGGAGACAGGAGAGGCGUGGGAAGUUGUGAGCAGGAAAGAAACAGAGGAGACGCUGACACUUCCUUUCACCCUGACACAGGAUGGUUCCAACAACAAAAGGCCACAGAAAAACCUUACAGACGGUAAGCCUCCUCCCUCUUCUGUCCAGCCCGAGACCCCGAUUCUUCAACCUAUUGCUGCUACCCCUGAACCACAUCCUCCCCCCAACCCCACCUCUGACUCCCAGCUUCUCUCCACUGAAUGCUUUGCCCCAAUCCAAAACCAAAAUGUCCUCGAGUCAGCCCCCCUCCCCAAGCUUCCUGGCUCAACUGAAGAGUGUGAUGAGCAGAUUGACAAGCUGCUGGAGGACAUCUUGAUGGGCCUGUACAUCCAGCCAGACGUGGAGAGAGACUGCAAGAAGUCCAAUUAUAAUGAACCAACCGCCAUUUGCCAUGCCCAAGCUUCAGAAAAUGAGCAGCCACAGAGUCUGAUGCAUUCUGCUGCUAGUGCUACCGGGUGCGUGUAUUACCAGGAUUUUGGGACACAAAUUGGUCACUCAUCAUCAGCUACAGGUAUCUAUUGUUUAACAGCACAGAACCAGCCCAACAGCUCAAGCCUUUCAUCUGUACAGCCCUCUUCUUUGCUUAUCCAGCAGCAGCAGCGCUUUCCUCAGUAUCCUCCACCCUUCACAGCCAUGGUGCGAAAAGAUGGAUCGUCAAUGCCCAAAACUCAAAAUUGUCCAUAUCCUGAAGCACCCACAACACGAUCAGUCAUACCCACAGCUCUAUACUCCAGUGGACAGAAAACUGUUACUGCCCUUACCUAUUACCCGGUAUGCCAGGAACCGUCUGCACAAGGCAAUCCGAACAUCCUUGAGUUUUUACCCCUGACAAAUGGAAAUGAGGCGCUCUCCUCGCAUCCUUUACCUUCCAUGGAUGAUUUGCAGCUUCCUCCAUGUCUCUCUCCGUUAGAUCUCCCUACCAUCAACAACUCAACGCACCAAAGCAGUCAAAGCCAGCCACAUACAACGUUAGACAGGCGACCUUGGCUCACAGGUAACCCCGGACCACUACAAUAUCCUCUUAGUGGCAUCACUCACAAACCAAAUAAAAGUGCAUCUGUACCACAGUAUACAAACGGCAGCGGUUGGUCAAGGCAAUGGCAUCUGGGGAUAAAUCCUCAAAGUUGGGGAACAUGGGCCACAUCUUGUACUGUGAAUGAGGUGGAGGACAGAGGAGCAAUAUCUGCUGGCCCUGGAAAUGUGGCGAAACCGAAAUCUGAUCCCAGGAUAAUGAAGGAAAGUUUAAAGAAGGUUGAAAAUAUUGGAGCAAUAUCUGCUGGUCCUGCACAUGUGGCAGAAGACAAAUCUGAUCCCAGGAAAAAGAGGAAGAGGGUUAAAGAGGUUGAAGACAUUGGAGCAAUAUCUGCUGGUCUUCCAAAUGUGGCAGAACAAGAAUCUUCUUCCAGGAAGAAAACGGGAGGUUUGAAAUGCAAACAAGUACAAGAUGUCACGAUAGACGAUGCUGAAGUGCCUAAAAGGAGGGAGAGAAAGCGCAAAAGUCGUCAACAAGAAGCCAGUUCUCUUUUGUCAUUGGAAUGCGUGAAAGUCAAUAAUGGAACCAAAGAGCAGACAAACCUGAGCAUUGGUUCGUUGAGCAACAAUGUGCUGACGAAGGCAAGAGAAAUGGCCGAUCAUUCUUACAAAGAUUUAGAGAAACCAGAUGAACCGUCAACCAUUAAAGAAGAUCUGAGAGAGGGAACCAGAGGGUCCAGGGAUCUCAAAACUGAACAACGGACAAGGAUCACGACCAGGGGCUUUUUAAAAAAAACUCAAGAGACGCCAAGUGAAUCAAGCAUAGAAGAUUCAGCUUUAAAACCGAAGGCCUGUAUAGCUCAGAUUGUGAAUAAAGAAGGAGAACCUGUGAAGCGGGGACGCGGAAGGCCAAAGAAAAAAAAAGUUGUAAUGAGUCAACCGCAGAGCUCUCCUACCGCUGUUGAAAAAAUCAGCCAGGAUCUCAACGGAGAACCGCAAGUUGACAUUAAUUUUGCGGAGGAGGUGAAAGAUAAAACAAAGCCAAGGUCUAGAAAACGGAAGAGGAAUAUAAUUAAAGUGGCUGCAAUACCACUGAAGAAGACCAGAAGUGACGAGAACACCGUCAAGGACGUAGUAGACGAUAACGAUGUUGUUAUCCCAGCAGGAAGAAAACGUGAGACAACCCAAAAGCCACAGAUGGUCAAUUUGAAGGAGUUUCAAAAGCUUAUCAAACAACGACACUCAAAAGCAAGCAGGUCAAAAGAAAGCCAGGAAAAUGAAACAAACAGAACCUCAAGAGAUGUUGAAAGUGAAGGGAAGGAAUGCAGGAGCAGAACUGAAAAAUUGACUAAAAUGUACAAUGCUCAGUCUCAGAACAAGGAUGGGAUUGAGGAGUCUCACGUCUUCAAUGUCCCAGUUGAUGAAAAUCACAAUCAAAUCUUCCACAAGUCAACAGAAGAGUGUGGCCAAUCACAGCGAGAUGACGCAAACGGGACCGGGUUGUUUGGGGAUGAGCCCCCUCCCGUGUUUUCCUUUGAGUUCUUAGGAGAAGACCAGGCCAAGGUACCAGCUGAGAGGGAGCAUCCACUAAAGAAUCCGAAUGAAGCUCUAAAAGCCCAUGAUGCAGGAGUGUCAGAUACACAUCAGACUUCGUUCAACAAUGAAGACUUGUCGCACAGUGACACCCAUCUGCCUCAACAAAACAAAACUCCUUUAAACCCACAGACCCCCAAGAGAACUGCCCCCCUUCUUUCAGACACUGUCGGGUUCUGCAACACCUCAGUCUGCGAUCAAGAAGAAAAUGAAGAAGUGGAGGUGGAGGAGGAAGUGGAGGUGGACAUCCUUCAUUACUCCCCAGACAAAGUGCCUCCGAGCAGAGAGUGUUUGAACGGACUUGACAACAUUGAAAUAACUCCAGAGGAAGAAGAAGAAGAGGAAGAUGUGAACGAUGUUGAUGUAACUGGAGAUGAGGCAGAGUGACAUUUUGUAUUUGAGCAUAGUUUUUUGGCUAUGUUGUGACAGGUUCAGCACUUGUGGGCAAAGCCCUUUGUUUGUGUAUGUUCACAGAGAUGCCAGACUUCAGUGAAUUUUGCUGUGAAGUAUUAUAUAACAGAUUUGUAUAGUCCUUUUUUACGUUUUACCAGUCAGUUGGUGGUAUACAUAGGAGAAACACUUCUGGUUUUGACCUUUUGUUCAAUAUACAAGGUUAAAAUAUGUUUAUAUUGUUUUAUUCAUGUUUCUAUUAAUAAUAUGCAAAAGCAUUGAUUACAUAGAGAAAAAAGUUCUUCGUGUUGUUCACAUCCGUCUUAAUUUGAUAUUUUCAGUGAAAUUUGAAUUUUCAGACUGAGUGUGUUGUGUAAAUUACAUAAUUAUGGUUUAUUAAAAAAAAUCUGUAUUUU